Molecule: messenger RNA, 2438 nt
Organism: Ictalurus punctatus (channel catfish)
Lineage: Eukaryota; Metazoa; Chordata; Actinopteri; Siluriformes; Ictaluridae
Gene: pstk
Product: L-seryl-tRNA(Sec) kinase
Exons: 6
Coding region: 208-1293 (361 amino acids)
Molecular function (GO): kinase activity; tRNA binding
Source: RefSeq, a predicted model, not a curated record
UAUUUAAAAAUAAUAAUAAUAAUAAUAAUAAUAAUAAUAAUAAUAAUAAUAAUAAUAAUAAUAAUAAUAAAAUAAAAAACUUUCAAAAUUGAUGACAUAUUUCAUGGACUACUAACGUGGGCAGAUAAAAAUAAUAAUAAAAAAUAAAUAAAUAAUAAAACAUGCUAUAAAUUCUCUUCCAGUGUAUUCACUGAUAACGGGGCUGUGAUGAUGAACACGCAGAGCUCAGCAGGUGUGUGCGCGCGAGCGUGUGUGUGCGUGCUGUGCGGGUUACCUGCGGUGGGGAAGUCCACACUCACACACCUCCUCUCUGAUCACCUGCACACACUCGGCUGGAGGACUUUUAUCAUCUCAUAUGAUGAGUUAAUACCUGAGGAGGCUUUUCACUUCACCACACCUGAGAGAGAGGAGGAUGAGGAUGAGGAGAAAUCUAAAGAGGCGGGGUGGAAGCAGCACAGACAGGCCGUGUUGGAGUGUGUGGACAGUUUCCUGCAGGAGCUCAGCGCUGACAAACCUCACACACACACUGCAGGAGGAACAGGAAGUGUGUGUGAACACUUUAAAGAGGCCAUGAAGAAGCAGCAGAUCCUCCCAGUGUUACAGAACACACACUCCGGACCUCAGAGACUCGCCCUGCUGCUCGACGACAACUUCUACUACCACAGCAUGAGAUACGGAGUGUACCAGCUCGCCCGGAAACAUUCAGUGGGGUUCUGUGAGGUCUACCUGCACUGUCCGCUAGAAGUGUGUCUCCAUAGAAACAGGGUCAGAGGUCAGCCGGUGCCGGAUGAUGUCAUCAUUGAGAUGGCCAAUCGCAUGGAGCCUCCAAACACCGUGAAGAAUCAGUGGGAGAAGAACAGUGUGACUGUGGACAACAGACACACCGUCACACACACACACCUACAGGAGAUGCUGCAGGUGAUUUCUUCAGCAGUAGAAAAUCCUCUGAGUCCAGUUCAGGAUGAUUCCGAGCAGAGGGAGGCAGACAGACAGCGCUGUGCCUGCAGUGUGGUGCACCAGGUGGAUCAGGUGUGCAGGAGACUCGUCUCUCAGGCCAUGGUGACGGCGAGAGCGUGCUCGCAGAGCGGCGAGGAGAUGAAGGCGUUAGCGAGAGAACUGAGUGAGGAGAAGAGUCGCUUCCUGCAGGAACUCAGAGCUCAGGUUCUCCAGCAGCUGGGACAGGACGAGUGUGUGUGUGUGGAGCACGUGGUUAACAUCGCGACCGACACGUUUACACGCAGAACACACGUGACGAUGCAGCGGCGCGGCGUUCACUCCACAUCCAGCUCAUAAUCUCACACGCAGAACAGCUUCACUUCUAAACAAUAAAAUCAGUCAGCGUGUCUCUGCUGAGAUUCACUCACCGAACUUCACUUCACUGACCUGUAAAAAAUGACAUUACAAUAAACAAUUCAGUUAUUCAUUUAAAUACCUAAUUAAUGCACUUUUUAAUGACAUUUAUUAUUAAUCACAACAGCCUAAAAGCCCUCACUUUUUAAAUUAUUAAUUACAAUAAUUAAACAAUUAUAUAAUUCAUUUAAAUACCUAAUUAAUGCACUUUUUAAUGACAUUUUUAUUAAUUACAAUAAGAGCCAAAAAAGACUUAAAUGGUAAAUGGCGCACUUAUAUAGCGCUUUUAUCCGUGUCUCAUUCACACACUCUCACCAGUGGUAGCAGAGCUGCCAUGCAAGAGCUUGCCAUCGGGAGCAACUCGGGGUUCAGUGUCUUACCCGAGGACACUUCGGCAUGUGGAGUCACGUGGGCCGGGAAUGGAACCGCCAACCCUACGAUUAGUGGACAACCCGCUCCACCACCUGAUCCACAGCCGCCCCCAACUGAAUUGACUUUUUUUUAUUAAUUACAAUAAGAGCCUAAAAAUACCCAAUAAAUACACUUUUUAAAUAAUGAAUUUUUAUUAUUAAUUACAAUAAGAGCUGAAGUGAAGCCCUAAUUAAAUUUACUUGAUUAAUAAUGUUAAUUGUUGCCUUCAUUAUGGCAUCUUCUUUAUUUUCUAACAUCAACAAUUAUUUAAAAUUAUUAUUUAUUGUGAAAUGCAAUAAAUUGUAUAUACACACACACACCAAUUUUUUUCCCCAUCAGAUAUAAUUAAAAUCAGAUUUAAAUAAAAAGACAGAAUUACAGUACACAGCUGUUAAUGUUAAUUAUAAAAUCAUAAAUGUUUGUUUCUUCGAUAUAUUUUUAAAUAAAUUUAGCUUUAUUAAUUUAGAGAGAAAUUCUUCAGCGUACGUUCGGUAUCGUUUUGUUCAGACGUUAAUUAUUUCCUGAUGCGCAGUUGUGUUCUCACUCAUUUCGGUUAAACGUGUCAUUAUUUCUAUGUUUUGAUGAAAUGACGUUUUAUAUUUUAUUCUGUGAAUAAGUUUCGCUGAUGGAAUCCUCCUUUCUGUUUGUUUUUUUUAUUCAGAGAUUAAAAUCGUGUC